GCUGCCGCACUCUUGCAGGCAGUCUGGACCGCAACCAAUACUGCACAGCGAACACAAUGGCAGAACCAAAUUGCAGCAGAUCAGAUUGCUGCAGCGGAGCAACAACACCACGCUGAUGACGAAGCACAACAGCAACUUCAAGUGCGACGACUCGAAGAAGCUGCGGUUGAAGAGGAAGAGAAAAAGAGGAACCGUCUUAAACACAUACCCAUCCCCAAACGUCCCCGACCUUCACGUGCCAAUGAGAACAUUCUAGUUUCAGACUUUGCCCUAUGCAAACUUGAGAAGGGCCAUCAUGUGGAAAUCUACUAUUGGACCAACAAGGGUCUAUCAGAUGCAUGUCUGCAUUAUUGCACUAUGGACAACGAGGGGAUGGUACCCACCACUGGGCCAGAUGGCGCUACUGCGUGGAUGCCAGCCAACACCACGCGACCCUCCAUGGCAGUCAUUCCCGACCACAGCUUGAGCCCUCUGGAAUUUGCACAAGCCAUCCCCCGACUCGUUGUUUCCUUGAUGGAACAUGGCUGGGAUGAAGAAUGGGUACAUAUGCUGGCUGCGUUUUGGGGCGCUCUCAUGUUGCACCGGUACUGGAGUUCAGACGAUCCUCUCAAUCAGCGAGCUCUACUGAUGUAUCAGGAGGAGCAGCGUCGAGCAUGGCACCAAGCCAUUCCGAUGGCAGGAGGAGCUUGGGAUAUUUCAAUCCUCGAUGAGACUGAGAUCAAUCGCACAUUGGAUCGCAUUUAUCGGGAGGAUCACCGGUGCUGUGACAAUGAUUAUGACUACCAGGUCUGUUAUUCCAUCACAUUCAACUAA
Messenger RNA from Suillus paluster, 813 nucleotides. RefSeq lists its product as uncharacterized. The record is from RefSeq and is a predicted model, not a curated record. The transcript has a single exon. NCBI's taxonomy places the organism in Eukaryota, Fungi, Basidiomycota, Agaricomycetes, Boletales, Suillaceae. The annotation marks the transcript as partial.